AUGAUGGAUAAUGUCUCUGAAAUAAGAAUGUUUUUUCUUUCAGGGUUAAAUGAAACAAAUAACCACAGAUUUACUCUCGUCCUUCUCACUUUACUGUGUUACUGUGUGAUUUUGAUGGUAAAUGUUUCUGUUAUUGUCACCAUCAUCAUGGAUAAAAACCUGCAUGAACCAAUGUAUAUUUUGGUAUGUGCUUUUUGCAUGAAUGGACUUUAUGGGACAACAGGUUUCUACCCUAAGCUUCUCUGGGAUCUGCUUUCUCCUGUUCAUGUCAUCUCUUAUUCUGGAUGCCUUGUUCAGGCUCAAGUAGGUGGCUCAUAUGGCGCCAGUGAGCUGUCUAUUCUUGCAGUCAUGGCAUAUGACAGAUAUGUGGCUAUAUGUCGACCACUGGAGUACCACUCUGUCAUGUCAAAGCAAAGACUCAUUAUGUUAAUAUGUUACUCUUGGAUGACACCUUUUUGUGUCAUGGGCAUAAAUGUUUUUCUAACAUCUAGAUUAAAGUUGUGCAGCCCAAAUAUUGCCAAAUUGCUUUGUUUGAAUUGGAUGAUUGUUAAACUUGCUUGUUUCCCAGCACAAACAAGAGUGAAUGGCAUAGUUGUAUACAUGAAUAUCAUCAUUUAUUUAAUUCAUGCUUUAUUCAUCAUUCUAUCUUACAUGAAUCUCAUUAAAGCAUGUACAAAUUCUAUAGAAAACCGGGCAAAGUUCAUGCAAACAUGUGUGCCACAGUUAAGCUCCUUACUCAUUUUUCUUGUAACAAUGCUUUUUGAAAUAAUGAUGAUGCAUUUUGAUUCAAAAGAUCUCCCUCAAGCCUAUAAAAACUUUGUUGCAAUUGAAACCAUUGUCAUAUCUCCCUUAAUAAAUCCAAUCAUUUACGGUUUCAAAUUGACCAAAAUUCGAAAGAAACUUAUGGUUGUACUUACUUUAAAAUAUAAAUGA
Messenger RNA from Acanthopagrus latus (yellowfin seabream), 933 nucleotides. RefSeq names its product olfactory receptor 142-like. The record is from RefSeq and is a predicted model, not a curated record. Gene Ontology annotation, cellular component: membrane. Bases 1 to 933 code for a protein of 310 amino acids. The transcript has a single exon. Gene Ontology annotation, biological process: G protein-coupled receptor signaling pathway. Lineage: Eukaryota; Metazoa; Chordata; Actinopteri; Spariformes; Sparidae. Gene Ontology annotation, molecular function: G protein-coupled receptor activity; olfactory receptor activity.